Molecule: messenger RNA, 2274 nt
Organism: Sesamum indicum (sesame)
Lineage: Eukaryota; Viridiplantae; Streptophyta; Magnoliopsida; Lamiales; Pedaliaceae
Gene: NAD-ME2
Product: NAD-dependent malic enzyme 2
Biological process (GO): pyruvate metabolic process; malate metabolic process
Cellular component (GO): mitochondrion
Molecular function (GO): NAD binding; malate dehydrogenase (decarboxylating) (NAD+) activity
Source: RefSeq, a predicted model, not a curated record
GGCCCAAGCACCCGCACGCCACAUUCCCUUAUCUGACCUGCCCGUUUUAUCCGGGCAGCUGUAGUCAGGUUCGCGUCUUCACUCUCACCAGUCAGCACCCAGCAGCAGCUUCAACUUCCCAAGGACCAAAAAAUCUUUUUUCUUUUUUUGUUAAUAAUCUGUAAUUAAAAAGGGGGUGGAGUAAUGUGGAGAGUGGCGCGAUCUGCUGUGUCGAGUCUCCGCCAGUCGCGGUGGCGGCUGCUGUCGACGGCGAUUCCUGGACCCUGUAUUGUGCACAAGCGGGGUGCUGAUAUCCUCCACGAUCCCUGGUUUAACAAGGAUACAGGUUUCCCUUUGACGGAAAGAGAUCGCCUGGGAUUACGUGGUCUGCUUCCACCACGAGUGAUAUCAUUUGAGCAGCAAUAUGUUCGUUUUAUGGAAUCAUAUAGGUCUCUGGAAAAAAAUACUCAAGGUCAACCAAAUAAUGUUGUAUCCCUUGCGAAAUGGAGGAUUUUGAAUAGGCUGCACGACAGAAAUGAGACAUUGUACUACCGAGUCCUGAUUGAUAACAUCAAGGACUUUGCUCCAGUAAUAUAUACUCCCACAGUAGGAUUGGUAUGUCAAAACUAUUCAGGGUUGUUUAGACGUCCGCGUGGAAUGUAUUUCAGUGCCAAAGAUAAGGGGGAGAUGAUGUCUAUGAUCUAUAAUUGGCCCUCUCAGCAGGUUGAUAUGAUUGUGCUGACUGAUGGCAGUCGUAUUCUUGGCCUUGGUGAUCUUGGAGUUCAGGGAAUAGGUAUUCCAAUUGGGAAACUUGACAUUUAUGUCGCAGCUGCUGGCAUCAACCCACAAAGGAUAUUGCCAGUUAUGCUCGAUGUCGGUACAAACAAUCAGAAGCUUCUUGAAGAUCGCCUUUAUUUAGGACUUAGACAACCUAGGCUGGAAGGAGAAGAAUAUUUGUCGAUUGUUGAUGAAUUCAUGGAAGCUGUUCAUGCACGUUGGCCAAAGGCGAUUGUGCAGUUUGAGGAUUUCCAGAUGAAGUGGGCUUUUGAGACACUAGAACGCUACCGUAAAAGGUUUUGCAUGUUCAAUGAUGACAUACAGGGAACAGCUGGUGUUGCAUUAGCUGGGUUACUUGGCACUGUCAGGGCACAGGGACUGCCGCUGACUGAUUUCGCAAACCAAAAGAUUGUUGUGGUGGGGGCUGGAAGUGCAGGACUCGGUGUUCUUAAGAUGGCAUUACAGGCUGUUUCAAGGAUGUCUGGAUCAGCAUCGGACUCUCACUUUUUCCUGCUUGAUAAAGAUGGUCUCAUAACAAAAGAGAGAAAAUGUCUUGAUCCUGCGGCUGCUCCUUUUGCUAAGUCCCAAGGUGAGAUUGAAGGACUCGGACUCAGUGAGGGAUCCAGUCUCACUGAAGUGGUUAAAAAAGUUAAGCCACAUGUGCUUCUUGGUUUAUCUGGAGUUGGUGGCAUCUUUAAUGAGGAGGUCCUAAAGGCCAUGCGAGAGUCGGACUCCAGUAAACCUGCUAUAUUUGCAAUGUCAAAUCCCACAACAAAUGCCGAAUGCACUGCUGCUGAGGCUUUCAAACAUGCUGGUGAAAAUAUUGUCUUUGCCAGUGGGAGCCCAUUUGAGAACGUCGAUCUUGGAAACGGGAAAAUUGGUCAUGUUAAUCAAGCAAAUAACAUGUACCUAUUUCCAGGAAUCGGCUUGGGAAGUCUUCUCUGUGGUGCUCGUAUCAUAACUGAUGAAAUGAUGCAGGCAGCUGCUCGUUGCCUUGCUUCGUAUAUGACCGAUGAGGAGAUUCAAAGAGGUGUCCUGUAUCCAUCUAUUGAUUGUAUACGGGAUAUAACCGCAGAGGUUGGAGCUGCCGUCUUGAGGGCAGCAGUAGCUGAGGAAGUGGCUGAAGGACACGGCGAUGUUGGGCCCAGAGAGUUGUCACACAUGUCAAAGGAUGAAACUGUCCGAUAUGUGAAAGACAACAUGUGGUAUCCUGUUUAUAGCCCUCUUGUUCACGAAAAGUGAAGCUGUUCCAGCCUUUAUUCUUUUUCUUGAGGCUGUUUUUCUUUAUGCAGAAUUUUCGGAACUUCUGCAGCCCAUUGUAUGUUUAGGACUAAUUAAUGAACUCGGAUAGACAGCAAUGCAAAUGAAUUAGAUAUAGCAAGCGUAUAAAGCAACUAGACUUGUUUCACUUUUGUUUCUGAAUCCACUCCUUCCGGGACUGUUGUAACAAGUACUUGUGUACCUUUAUAAGCUGAAAUCAUUCAAUAAAGCCCUCAUUAGUUAAUGAAUUUUAGAAUA